Messenger RNA from Clupea harengus (Atlantic herring), 2948 nucleotides. It is a transcript of the gene alas2, whose product is annotated as 5'-aminolevulinate synthase 2. Gene Ontology annotation, biological process: hemoglobin biosynthetic process; erythrocyte development; heme biosynthetic process. The record is from RefSeq and is a predicted model, not a curated record. Gene Ontology annotation, cellular component: mitochondrial matrix; mitochondrion. Gene Ontology annotation, molecular function: 5-aminolevulinate synthase activity; pyridoxal phosphate binding. Lineage: Eukaryota; Metazoa; Chordata; Actinopteri; Clupeiformes; Clupeidae.
CAAGCUUUUCAUUCGCCUUCAUUAAUUGUAUGUUGUCAGUUGAUGAUUCAAAAUAUUUUAUACGCUGAAUCAUGAUAGUGCGACCGAAUUAAAUUUUUUAUUCAAGUUGUCUAUAUAUUUGGAAAGCUACAAAGAAAAUUAAUUAAAAAGGAUAAUAAUUGAGCAUUUUUGUACUCAGGCAAAAUAAGGUAAAAUCUCUCUCUUUGAGGAACACAACUGUUUUAUGUAAAUCGUUCGACCUGAAGAUGACCCCUAACCACAAAAACAAACCACAAGACGAGAUUCGCUCGACCGCAAAACAAUAACUCUGGAGCAUGGACAGCGCCAGCUGCGUACACGAGAUAAGCGUUAUCAGGCGCGCCCACCAGAAAGGCGCGCCCAUGUGAUACUAGAGGACUAUGUGAAUCAUUCAAAAUGAUGGUCCACCGCACAGUUACAUCAAGACGGACAAAGGAAUCAUGUCUGCCUUUCUGCAUCACUGUCCCUUCUUGAAGUCAGCCUCGCGCCCUUUCGGACGUAGUGCAGGCGCAGCUCUCUUUUCCAUGGCUGACCGGUGCCCACUUAUCAUUCGUCAUGUCAGCACCUCAGCCGUGCAACCCACUUCACUCAACUCACCUGGGAAAGCACCACCUCUGAUGACGCUGGCCCAAAGGCGCCUCAUGUCCCAGGCGGCCACCCAGGUGGCUGUGUCUGUGUCUAAAGGCUGCCCCUUUGUGUCAUCCCAGCUGAAUGUGGUGAAGGCCAGUGAGGAGGUGCAGGAGGAUGUCUUUCGCAAUGCAUCAAAAAACACAGAGGUGGUGAGUUCACUUCAGGCAGGCAUGGGAGACACCUCCCUACUGGGGCUUCAGAGCCUGGCUCCCUUCCAUCUCCUCAAAGAUAACAUGGAGGGUCCCAGCUUUGACUAUGAUACCUUCUUUGACGAGAGGAUCAAUGAGAAGAAGAGUGAUCACACUUACCGCAUAUUUAAGACAGUGAACCGGCAUGCUGACAUCUUCCCCUUUGCGGAUGACUACUCUGUUCCUGGCCGGAAAGAGAGCCAGGUGUCUGUGUGGUGUAGCAAUGACUACCUGGGCAUGAGCCGCCACCCCAGUGUUGUACAGGCCAUACAGGAUGCUCUGGAGAAGCAUGGUGCUGGUGCAGGAGGCACCAGAAACAUCUCAGGCACCAGUAACUACCACGUGAUGCUGGAACAGGAGCUGGCUAGCCUCCACCAGAAGGAUGGCGCUCUCGUGUUCUCAUCCUGCUUCGUGGCCAAUGACUCUACUCUCUUCACUCUUGCCAAAAUGCUUCCUGGUUGUGAGAUUUAUUCAGACAUGGGGAACCAUGCCUCCAUGAUCCAGGGCAUCAGGAACAGCACAGCCAAGCGCUUUAUCUUCCGCCAUAAUGACCCCCAACACCUGGAGGAGCUGCUGAGCAAAGCAGACCCUCUAACCCCCAAGAUUGUGGCCUUUGAGACUGUGCAUUCUAUGGAUGGUGCUAUCUGCCCCCUGGAGGAGCUGUGUGAUGUGGCUCAUAAGUAUGGUGCACUGACAUUCGUGGAUGAAGUCCAUGCAGUGGGGCUGUACGGGGCACAAGGGGCUGGAGUCGGAGAGAGAGACGGUGUCAUGCACAAGAUUGACAUUGUUUCUGGAACACUGGGGAAGGCAUUUGGCUGUGUGGGGGGCUACAUAGCCAGCAGCGGCACCCUGGUGGACACAAUUCGCUCCUACGCCGCCGGCUUCAUCUUCACCACCUCACUGCCGCCAAUGGUGCUGGCAGGGGCGCUGGAGUCGGUGCGGGUGCUACGCAGCCCAGAAGGCCAGCUGCUGCGCCGAGCCCACCAACGCAAUGUCAAACACAUGCGCCAGCUGCUGAUGGACGCUGGCCUGCCUGUCAUCAACUGCCCCAGCCACAUCAUCCCCAUCCGGGUUGGCAAUGCAGAGCUGAACUCAAAGAUGUGUGACCUCCUGUUGGAGCGCCAUAACAUCUACGUCCAGGCCAUCAACUAUCCCACCGUAGCCCGCGGGCAGGAGAUGCUGCGCCUGGCCCCAUCCCCCUUCCACAUGCCGUCCAUGAUGGACUUCUUCACAGUGAGGUUGCUGGAGGCGUGGAAGGAGGUGGGUUUGCCCCUGAAUGGCCCAGCAACAGCUUCCUGCAGCUUCUGCGACCGCCCGCUGCACUUCGACCUCAUGAGUGAGUGGGAGAGGUCCUAUUUUGGCACAAUGGAUCAGUACAUCACCGUGUCUGCAUGAGUGCACACAAGCCAAAGGAAAGGAACAAAGGAACAAAACUAUGUGAUUUGAUCACACGUGAUUUCAUGUGCGUGUUUUGGCGAAGCUGCUGGUCAUCCAGGCAUCCUUAUCUGUAUGUGGACAUCUUAGCAGCUUCUCUGAUUCUCCAUCUUUCACUGUGCCCCCUGCUCAGACAGUCGUUGUACCCACCAGUCCACCACUGUUACAAAACCUAGAUGAUAGCUUCACCAAAACAUGCACAAUCCUAUUAAGAACACAUAAUUUCACUUAAUGUCUAUCAUUCCCAUCUGCUUUGAAUAUUCCCAAAUGUUAGGGCCUGUUAGGGAUGUAUAUGUGAGUAAAUGUUUAGUUUUUUCUUAUUCUUUCAUUUGAAAUUCAUUCCUCAUACCUGCACAUGAGCACUUUCAUUGCUCCAGACAUUAUGGAAAGUCCAAAAUUAUUAUGUCCCGUCAUUGUAAAUUGACUUCUGCAAAAGCUAUAGUUGGCAGUUUUCCAGGAGAUUAUAUAAAUGUGUUUGUGCUGAAGAGGUAUUUGAGAUGUUUCUUUUUUGUUUGUUGUCAUGUUAUCUUGUUGCUUAGUAUUAUUUCAGCCAUUACAGAAUUGGAUGUAUACAAAAUAUUGCCUGAAGUCUCUCCCCUGUCUCUGUUGUACCUUACCAUUGCUUACAUGAUCUUAAUGGAACAGAAUGUGCUGAUACAAUAAAAGGGAUUGAACACA